AUUAAAAAAAAAAUGGUUAGUGAGACCAGGCCCACCUGGUCCCUGACCUGAGAAGAUGUGGUGAAGCGUUUGGUCCAACUCUAAGAAGACGACCUUCUCCACGCGAGUGAUGGGCGGGGGGUAUGGAGACCCGAGGACUCGCCUGUCCCAGUUCCUCCUCGUGGCAGGCGUGGCAAGGGGAGGGAAUCGAGGAGCAGAAAACAGGAACCCAGCUGACGGCGUCUGGUCGUGCUGUCCACCGGCCAUCACUCUCGGAUGAGGAAGAGAGGCGUCGGGGCGCUCAGACGUGGAAGCCUGGCAGGAGAGCGAUGGGGAGCGCAGGAAAGAAGCUCCCCAAGAGACAGAAGCCAGCUUGAGACCGGUAGACUCCAUAAACCCAAGGACGUGAUGGAAAAUACGACCGUGCCCGGUAAAAUGGAGACUGAGAGGGGGAGCCCUUGGGGAAAAGAUACAGAGAUCAAAGGAUGGGAUUCCUGGGAGCACAAAAAGCGCUUCUGCGUCGUCUGGGCAGCCCCGGAAGUCUCCUGGCGACGGUGGUCCUCCUCUCUAUGGUGCUUGACUCCGCAUGGCUCCUCACCCAGGAGCAGCAGGAUCUUCCAACCGUGAAGCCAAACGCCAGUCUAAAUGUGAAGUUUGACCCACAGACGACGAAGCUGACCUGGGACUGCAAGGAAAACUCUAGCUCUGGGGAAUGUGUGCUGAUUCACAAGGAGAAGGGGGUGAUUAAGAAAAAGGUCGAAGACAAUGAAUGUCAGUGCACGUUUCAGGACUGUUCUCUCCACGGGGGAGUCACGCUGACCGUUGAAGUUCAUAUCAACCAGAGACGGCUUUCAGAAACGCUGGUCUACACUAACCCAGGUGGGGAGGGCACAGCUGCCCAAAACUUCUCCUGUGUUAUCUACGAUGCGGAUUUCAUGAACUGCAGCUGGGCCAAGGGCCGAGCGGCUCCCGACGACGUCCAGUACUUUUUGUACAUCCGAUCGCAAUCCGACAGGAAACGAAUCGAGAGGGAAUGUCCUUGUUACCUGAAGGACUCGGGGACCCACGUGGGAUGUCACCUCCGAGACCUCUCGGGAUUAACAUCGUACAAUUACUUCCUGGUUAACGGUACCAGCCAAGAAACCGGAAUCCAGUUCUUCGACUCGGUUUUGCUGUUAAAGGAAAUAGAGCAGUACAACCCACCCGACAACAUCACCGUCCACUGCAACGAGUCCCACUGCCUCAUCAAGUGGGAAAAGCCCAGGACCCGAAAGCCACUGCCCAACAGGGAGUUCCAGUACCAGCUGGAUAUCCAGAGACGGCGAGAUACCAGCAGCAGCAGAAGUCAACUGGUGACUGGUCUAACUCUGCUUUCUCCAAAGAUUGUAGUAUUCGGUGACUCCGGGAAUAGAUACAACUUUCCGAAACCGGGAUCCAAAGCGAAACAUACUGUGAAGAUAAGGACAGCGGACGCCCGGAAAGCCCACUGGGGUGCCUGGAGCCAGCCCGUUGAGUUCGGCUCCGAAGAAGCAGAGUCCGGCCUGGUGCAUACCUACGUUCUGGUGGUCCUGGGGACUCUCGUCUGUGGCCUGACCCUCGGCUGCCUUUUCAAAAGGUUCCUCAAGAGCCACAGGUUAUUCCCUCCGGUUCCACAGAUCAAAGAUAAAUUGAAUGAUAACCAUCAAGUCGACCACGAGAUGCUAUGGGAGAAGUUUACACACGAAACAGGAAAACAUGAGAAGGAAGAAGUCUUAACCGUGGAGACAGUCUCAGAAGCCCCAGCCAAACUGUGACUUCCAGGCAUCUCCAUACCCGGGACUUUCUAGAAGCUGUUGACUUUUUUUUUUUUUUUUUAAUAUUUUUUUAACAUUUCUUAAAUGUUUUAUUUACUGUUUUCGAAUGAAGCUUUUUUAAAUUGUUGUGAGUGUUUGUAUAGCUUUCUUUUUGUUCUUUUAACGAGGCUUCCCAGGGAGUCAGUGGUAAAGCACUCGCCUGCGAAUCUAAGAGACUCGGGUUUGAUUCCUUGGUCGGAAAGAACCCCUGGAGAAGGAAACGUCAACUCACUCCAGUAUUCUUGCCUGGAGAAUCCCAUGGACAGAGGAUCCUGGGAUCCUCUAUGGGGUCAUGAAGAGCUGAACAUGAAUGAACAACUAAACAGCAAUUUUUUUUUUACUCUAAAAGAUAAUGUAAUUUUCCCAAAGGUGCUUUUGUAGCUGGAGGGAUGUUUGGAUGCCUUUCAAAUCUGAACAACUGAAUGCACCUCUCAGCGCCUCCUGGAACCCCAUCCCUUCAUCACACACAGGUGUCCAGACUGCCAGCGGCUGCUGGGGCGGGAACGCCGUCUCCCCUGCCUCUGCUUCUACUGGCGGACAGAAUACGUCCUCCUGUUUUGGUUUUUUUUUUUUUCCUGUAUCAGCUACAGUUUAGAAAGAAAUGAGUUUCCAGAGGCUACUGUAACGGGACCUCCACGAUGGACUUGGCGUGGCAGCAAUCUAUCCGUUAACAGUUCA
This is a messenger RNA of Bubalus bubalis (water buffalo), 2489 nucleotides long. RefSeq names its product colony stimulating factor 2 receptor subunit alpha (gene CSF2RA). The record is from RefSeq and is a predicted model, not a curated record. NCBI's taxonomy places the organism in Eukaryota, Metazoa, Chordata, Mammalia, Artiodactyla, Bovidae. The transcript has 13 exons. Gene Ontology annotation, biological process: immunoglobulin mediated immune response; cytokine-mediated signaling pathway. Gene Ontology annotation, cellular component: external side of plasma membrane; membrane. Bases 465 to 1772 code for a protein of 435 amino acids. Gene Ontology annotation, molecular function: cytokine receptor activity; protein binding.